Messenger RNA from Penicillium subrubescens, 2886 nucleotides. Its product is annotated as glycoside hydrolase family 115 protein. The coding region runs from base 1 to 2886 and encodes 961 amino acids. Lineage: Eukaryota; Fungi; Ascomycota; Eurotiomycetes; Eurotiales; Aspergillaceae. The transcript is spliced from 4 exons. The record is from RefSeq and is a predicted model, not a curated record.
AUGUUGGAAGAGCUACUCGUCGUAUUCGAAGAUUCGCCCAGCCUACUCAACCUCGUCGGUGCUACGAUCAUAGCAGACCCCGCUGAUUUCACUGGGAUUCAUCAUGCAGCAAGAGCACUAGCCGAUGAUUUCGGUCGGGUAACGCGAGGCAAAGCAAAUCCAAUUGAAUUGGUAAACCCCGGGAAACUGAAAGCACCAGCCGCCAUUAUCAUAGGAUGCAUAGAAUCAUGCUGGAUGAUUCGGGAGCUGCAGUGGCUUGGAAAGAUUGAAACUGCUUCAAUCCGGGGCAAAUGGGAGUCUUUCACAACCUUUGUCGUUGACAACCCGUUUCCCGGAUGUUCCAAAGCACUAGUUAUUGCUGGGAGUGAUAAGAGAGGCGCAAUCUUUGGGACAUACACUCUCUCGAGCCAGAUUGGAGUAUCUCCAUGGUAUUGGUGGGCAGAUGUCCCUGCACAAUUUCAUCCCCAGGUAUAUGCGCGACCGGUGCGUACAAUUCAGGGCGAACCGAGCAUACAAUUCCGAGGAAUUUUCCUCAAUGAUGAAGCACCAGCACUCACAGGAUGGGUGCUGGAGAAUUUUGGGAAAUACAAUAGCGCUUUCUACAAGAAAGUCUACGAAUUACUGCUGCGGUUGAAAGCGAGCUUCAUGUGGCCGGCGAUGUGGCCGGGGUAUCCAAAUCCCGGUGCUGUAUUCUUCACAGAUGACCCAGAGAACCAGCGCAUAGCCGACGAAUAUGGAAUCUGCAUUUCUACUUCCCAUCACGAGCCAAUGCAGCGUGCUUCGACCGAGUGGUUCCAAGAACAUGCAGAUGGAACAUGGAACUGGCUCAUGCACCGUGAUGAGAUCGUCGAGUUCUUCCGGGAAGGGGUUCAGCGCGCAAAGGGCCUCGAAUCCUACUUCACUCUAGGAAUGCGUGGCGAGUAUGAUAAGAAGAUGGUUACCGAUGACCCUGGCGCAGUAAUGCGGGAUGUGCUUCGAGAACAGCGUGCUCUUUUCUAUGGAGUACAUGGCCGCGAAGAUGCGGUACCUCAAGUUCUGGCACUGUAUAAAGAAGUGCAAGAUUUGUAUGAGGCUGGCGAGUUCACAGUUCCCGAAGAUGUAACGCUCUUAUUCGCGGAUGAUAACUUUGGAUCUCUGCGGCGCCUGCCAUCGGGCUACGAGGUGAGGAGGUCUGGGGGUGCAGGAAUAUACUAUCAUUUUGAAUAUGUCGGCGAUCCCCGGAGCUACAAGUGGAUCAACUCAAACUCACUGGGCAAGGUCCAUCACCAAUUAUCUCAAGCAUACCAACGAAAUGCGCGGAAGAUCUGGGUCUUCAACGUCGGUGAUAUCAAGCCAAUCGAGGUGCCUCUCACGUUUGCGAUGGAGAUGGCAUGGAAAAUUGACUCGAUUCAAAUGGAUACCAUUCCUCAAUUCUUGGGACAAAUUGCGACCAAUUACUUCGGUUCUGCGUUGAGUCCGCAAAUUGUCUCCGUCUGGCAUGAGUACGAUCGCCUCGUUCGCCUCCGAAAGCACGAGCACAUUGAUCUAGAAAGCUUUUCAUUGCUACACUACAAUGAAGCCGACAAUAUCGUCACGCGAUGGAGAAACUUAGAAUUCAAGGCAGAAUCCUUGUACAAUCAAGUAUCGGAAGAGCAACGGCCGGCAUUUUGGGAACUUGUCGUUCAUCCAGUAAAGGCCAGCUCAAUUUUCACCCAGUUAAGAGUGGUUCAAGCUCGAAACCAACUUUAUGCACGUCAACGACGCAACACAGCGAACAAACUUUUGCGUCAAGCCCUUGAUCUCUUCGAUGCAGAUUUCAAGUUAUCCCAAGAGUUUCAUUCCCUUUUAGACGGUAAGUGGAAUCAUUUGUUAUGCCAACCACACAUGGGCUAUGGAGAUACCUGGCACGCGCCUUCACGGGACGCCAUCUUUGGUCUGGCAUACGUGCAGCGACAUCAAAACAGUAAUAUAAUUGUGGGUCAAAUGGGAGUUGCAGUGGAGGGCCAUGAAGGUGUUCGAGCUGGGCGAAUUAAUGAGGAGAGUGAGCGAACACAUCCUAGUCGCCGAGAUCUGGUCCCAGGACUGACACUUGGUUCCAUGAGUCGAUACGGUCCAAUCAAAAGAUGGUUUGACAUAUUUACCAGGGGGACACAGAAUAUUCACUGGACAUUGUCCGUUCCUCAUCCAUGGAUUCGACUCUCCGAGAGGAAAGGGACCUUGUCCCCUGAUGGUGAUGACGUGCGUAUUUGGAUCAUGAUUGACUGGGAUCAAGUGCCCGUGCAAUUCGAUGAAGAGAUUCUGGUUACCAUUGUCUCGGAAGAGGGGGAUUUUGAACAUGUUCAUCUGCCUGUACAUGGUCACAAAGUGCCUGAAUCCUUCCGUGGCUUCGUCGAAUCGGACGGCUGUGUAUCCAUCCCCGCUUCAGGAGUGGAGAUCAAGGCACCAUACCAGCAUCAUCCAGAGCUAGGCCGAUCAAGCGAGGGAGCGGUGACUAUUGAGAGUCCUCUGCUCCGAGAAGAUGCUCCUCCGCCGUUCCUUGAGUACCCGAUAUACAUCUUUUCAAGAUGCUCGCCAACCUUGAAUUUGAUUUUUAAUAUGACUCUCGACAUCGACCCCGCGAAUUCAAUGUCCUACGCGAUUGCAGUUGACAAUGAAACUCCACAUCACCACCUUUUGCUGCCAGAAUCACAAGAGAGAAGAGAUAAACUCCCAGCCGAAGGAUGGCUGGACGCUGUCAUGGAUUGCGUUUGGAAACGAGAUCAUACGGUCACGCAGCUCAACCUGGGCGCUCACAUUAUCAGAAUCAGAUUGAAUCAUCCGAAUUUGCUUCUUGAGAAAAUCGUAUUAGAUCUUGGCGGAGCGAAGGAGUCUUACCUUGGACCUCCGCCCAGCUUGUUUGUCUCUUAG